Marmota flaviventris (yellow-bellied marmot) is the source of this 3168-nucleotide messenger RNA. It is a transcript of the gene Zbtb41, whose product is annotated as zinc finger and BTB domain containing 41. Gene Ontology annotation, molecular function: protein binding. Lineage: Eukaryota; Metazoa; Chordata; Mammalia; Rodentia; Sciuridae. The record is from RefSeq and is a predicted model, not a curated record. Gene Ontology annotation, cellular component: nucleus. Gene Ontology annotation, biological process: regulation of gene expression.
ACCAUGAAACCCUCAGGCACCCCUGUCCAGAAGCUGUUGUCCAAGACAAUCUAGUUUUCCUUUAUGAAUCUCUUAAGACACUUAUGAAGUUUCUUGUUCUGAAAUUGCUGUACUGCAAUGAAGAAAAGGAGAAAGGUUACUUCAAAUCUUGACGAGAAGAUCCAUCUUGGUUAUAAAGAUUCUUCGGAAGGAAAUGUUGCAGUGGAAUGUGACCAAGUGACCUGUACUCACUCUACAGAGAGACCUACAACUGAAGCUCUGCACUGUUAUCAGGAACUUCCUCCCGCUCCAGAUCAGAGAAAGCUUUUGAGUUCUUUGCAGUAUAAUAAGAAUUUGCUAAAGUAUUUAAAUGAUGAUAGACAGAAACAACCAUCUUUCUGUGAUUUACUUAUCAUAGUAGAAGGAAAAGAAUUUAGUGCACAUAAAGUAGUCGUUGCUGUUGGCAGUAGUUAUUUUCAUGCCUGUUUGAGCAAAAAUCCAAGCACUGAUGUUGUCACUCUGGAUCACGUAACACAUUCAGUUUUUCAGCAUUUGCUUGAAUUUCUUUACACAUCAGAAUUUUUUGUGUACAAAUAUGAAAUACCUCUUGUUUUAGAGGCUGCAAAAUUUUUGGACAUUAUAGAUGCAGUAAAGCUGCUAAAUAAUGAAAAUGUUGCCGCUUUUCAAUCAGAGCUAACUGAAAAGUCAUCACCAGAAGAAACACUAAAUGAAUUAACUGGAAGAUUAUCAAAUAAUCAUCAGUGCAAAUUCUGCAGUAGACAUUUUUGUUACAAAAAGUCUUUAGAAAAUCAUUUGGCUAAAACUCAUAGGUCCCUUUUGUUAGGGAAAAAACAUGGGUUAAAAAUGCUGGAGAGAAGUUUUUCUGCAAGAAGAUCAAAAAGGAAUCGGAAGUGCCCUGUUAAGUUUGAUGACACCAGUGAUGAUGAACAAGAAAGUGGUGAUGGGUCAGACAAUUUGAAUCAAGAAAGUUUUGAUAAGGAAAAGUCAGAUAAAAAUGAUUCUGAGGAUCCUGGAAGUGAAUAUAAUGCUGAAGAAGAUGAACUAGAGGAGGAAAUGUCAGAUGAAUACUCUGACAUUGAAGAACAAAGUGAAAAAGAUAAUGAUGCAGAAGAGGAACCUGAGGCUGGUGAUUCUGUAGGAAGCAUUCACGAGGGGUUAACUCCAGUAGUCAUUCAGAACAGUAACAAAAAAAUAUUGCAAUGUCCUAAAUGUGAUAAAACAUUUGACCGAAUAGGGAAAUACGAAAGCCACACUCGUGUACACACAGGUGAGAAGCCCUUUGAGUGUGAUAUUUGUCACCAGCGUUAUUCGACAAAGUCUAACCUAACUGUUCACAGAAAGAAGCACAGUAAUGAAACAGAAUUUCAUAAGAAGGAGCACAAGUGCCCUUAUUGUAAUAAACUUCAUGCAAGCAAGAAGACUUUAGCCAAGCAUGUUAAGAGAUUUCAUCCUGAAAAUGCACAAGAAUUUAUUUCCAUCAAGAAGACUAAGAGUGAAAGUUGGAAAUGUGAUAUUUGUAAGAAAUCUUUUACAAGAAGGCCACAUUUGGAAGAACAUAUGAUUUUACAUUCUCAAGAUAAACCUUUUAAGUGUACCUAUUGUGAAGAACAUUUUAAAUCAAGGUUUGCACGGUUGAAGCAUCAGGAAAAGUUCCAUCUGGGUCCUUUUCCAUGUGAUAUAUGUGGACGUCAGUUCAAUGACACUGGAAAUUUGAAACGCCACAUAGAAUGUACUCAUGGUGGAAAAAGAAAAUGGACUUGCUUUAUUUGUGGAAAAUCAGUACGAGAAAGAACUACUUUGAAAGAACAUUUGAGAAUCCAUAGUGGAGAAAAGCCUCAUCUUUGUAGUAUUUGUGGACAAAGUUUUCGACAUGGAAGCUCAUACAGGCUUCACUUACGAGUACAUCAUGAUGACAAAAGAUAUGAGUGUGAUGAAUGUGGAAAAACAUUUAUUCGUCAUGACCACCUUACAAAGCACAAAAAAAUACAUUCAGGUGAAAAGGCUCAUCAGUGUGAAGAAUGUGGAAAAUGUUUUGGUCGUAGGGAUCAUCUCACUGUUCAUUACAAAAGUGUGCACCUUGGUGAGAAAGUGUGGCAAAAAUAUAAAGCAACCUUUCAUCAAUGUGAUGUUUGUAAGAAAAUUUUUAAAGGAAAAUCAAGUCUGGAAAUGCAUUUUCGGACACAUUCAGGUGAAAAACCAUACAAGUGUCAAAUUUGCAAUCAAUCUUUUAGAAUUAAAAAAACCUUAACAAAACACCUGGUUAUUCAUUCUGAUGCCCGACCUUUCAACUGUCAGCAUUGUAAUGCAACAUUUAAGCGGAAAGACAAGUUGAAAUACCAUAUUGACCACGUUCAUGGGAUAAAAUCUCCUGAUGAUCCUCUCAGUACUUCUGAGGAAAAACUUGUGUCCUUGCCGGUAGAGUACUCAUCUGAUGAUAAAAUCUUUCAAACAGAAACAAAACAAUAUAUGGACCAGCCCAAAGUUUAUCAACCAGAAGCCAAGACUAUAUUACAGAAUGUAUCUGCUGAAGUGUGUGUUCCGGUAACAUUGGUUCCAGUUCAGAUGCCUGACACUCCGAGUGACCUGGUGCAUCAUACUACCACACUCCCACCAUCUUCUCAUGAGAUUCUGUCACCACAGCCACAGUCAACUGAUUAUCCACGUGCAGCUGAUUUAGCUUUCCUGGAAAAAUAUACUCUUACUCCUCAACCUGCAAAUAUAGUUCAUCCAGUCCGACCUGAACAAAUGCUAGAUCCUAGAGAACAGUCUUACCUUGGAACAUUACUAGGCCUUGAUAACACUACUGCUGUUCAGAAUAUUUCUACUAAUGAGCAUCAUUCAUGAGUAAACAUUCCACAGACUUUAUGAUGGUUAUGUGCUAAAUGGUAGCUAAAACCUGGUGGCUUUUAAGCUAGUAGGGCUGCUAUUUUUUCAUUUUUUGUAGUUUCUCAAGUCCUCAGAACAGUUUCAGAUCAAGAAAACAGUGUGUCUCUGUUGACUGAAUACAUGAAUAUUUGGACAUAAUUUGGCAUAAUAUUCGAAGUAAACAUUUUUGUGAUUUUUUUAAUGGUUAGUGCUAAUUUUUAAUAGGUUCUUGAACUUUUCAGAAUUAGCUACUGACAUUAUGGGGAUUUUUUUUUUUUUUAAUUAUCAGUGGAAAGUUUUAUU